AAUCCAACAAUGCUGACACCUGACAUUCUUUAAACAACUACCAUCACAAACACAUUAAUAUCUCAGUCCUACACUAUCCCGAUCAUUUUCAAAUAGCGUUAUAUUUUAAGGAAAAAGGUUUUCUUAUAAACACUGUUGUAGUACAUGGUGAUCAGUAUGAUCAGGUGUAUCAUCUGGUGUGUGGUCUCUUAAGCGCAGCACAAAUGUGCGGCAUGAUCCUUCUGUGACACGAUUGAUCAUUUACCGGCUAUUGGGAAAGUAGCCCAGAACCUUGUAGCCACUGUUAGCGAAGACAAGACGUGCUUCCUCACGCUUUAAACAAAAUGGAGAAGCAGUUAACAGGCACACUGGCUCUGGCUGUGUUCACAGCAGCUCUUGGUUCUCUGCAGAUAGGAUACAGUUUGGGAGUCAUCAAUGCACCACAGAAGGUCAUUGAGAGGCACUAUGCUAGAUCUCUAGGUGUCUACAAUGAAGACCUGACUCGCACUGACGGAGCUAACAAUGCGACACUUGAAGAUUCAACCCAUCCUUCGGUUGUCAUGUACUGGUCUUUAUCAGUGGCCUCGUUCUCCAUCGGAGGCAUGCUGUCAUCCUUUCUAGUGGGCUUUGUUAGCGACUUCCGGGGAAGGAUCAAAGGUAUGCUGGGUACAAAUGUCCUGGCCAUAACUGCAGGGUUGCUCAUGGGUCUGGCUAAGAUGGGCACACCUCACCUCAUGGUGAUAGCAGGACGUGCUGUCAUGGGACUGUAUUGUGGAUUGGCAUCUGGCUUGGUGCCCAUGUACAUUGGAGAGAUUUCCCCAGUGAAGUAUCGGGGGGCUUUGGGAACCCUCCACCAGCUGGCUCUUGUAACUGGCAUCCUUAUUAGCCAAGUCAUUGGUCUAGAUUUUCUGCUUGGAAAUGAUGACAUGUGGCCAGUGUUGCUGGGUCUAUCUGGAGCUCCGGCCAUCCUGCAGAGUUUAAUGUUGUUUCUGUGUCCCGAGAGCCCGCGUUACCUCUACAUCAAAGUAGGCGAAAAGGAAGAGGCAUGCAAGAGUCUGAGAAGGUUAAAAGGUGAUUACGACAUGACAAAGGACAUCUCAGAGAUGCAGGCAGAGAAGGAAGAAGCCAUGAAAGAAGCCAAAAUGUCCAUCCUGAGGCUUGUUCGUGCCUCUGUGUAUCGCCAGCAGCUCUUUGUGGCCCUCAUGAUGCAUUUUUCACAGCAGUUCUCAGGGAUUAAUGCUAUCUUUUAUUACUCCACUGCGAUCUUCCAGACAGCGGGGGUCGGUCAGCCCGUAUAUGCCACCAUUGGAGUGGGAGUUAUAAACAUCAUUUUCACCCUCGUUUCGGUGGCUUUAGUGGACAGGGCAGGCAGACGGACUCUCACUCUGGUUGGUUUGGGAGGAAUGUGUUGCUGUACCGUAGCCAUGACGUUGGGGAUGGCUUUACAGGAUGUUUACUCAUGGAUGAGCUACAUCAGUAUGACAGCCAUAUUCCUGUUCGUGUCAUUCUUCGAGAUUGGGCCAGGGCCGAUCCCAUGGUUCUUUGUGGCUGAACUCUUCAGUCAAGGGCCACGUCCAGCGGCCAUCGCUUUAGCCGGCUUCUGUAACUGGACUAGCAAUUUCAUUAUUGGCAUGUUUUUCCCUUAUUUAGAGGAGAUGUGUGGGAGCUACGUCUUCAUAAUCUUCACUGUACUUCUGUUCGGGUUCACUGUUUUUAUCUACUUACGUGUGCCUGAAACAAAGGGGAAGACUUUGGAGGAGAUAGCGGCUGUCUUCCAGCGCAAGCGAGACACUUCCCACUCCAAAGCUCAAGUUGAGACUGAGUUGGAGACGCUUAAGAACUCAACAGAGGCUUAAAGAUGGUCAUUAGCCAAGAUUUACCAGGAAACUGGAAUGAAGAACUUUACUGCUUCUCACACUGAGAGCUCAAUCGUCUGUAAAGAAAUGGCCUAUUGUCACAUCUAAACGCAACAGCAUACACAUGUAGGAAGCAACGUACACAGGGUAGCUCGACUUUUGAGCAUUUGGUGUUGAAUUUAUUGAGACUUCAUUUUAUACAUUAUAAAGUAUAUUGUUUAACUUGUUUAUCUUGCUUAGUUCAACACAUUUUUAAAAGCAAGGUGAUGGUCACAUCUGCAAGUAAUAGUUUUUUUGUGCUAUAGAAUACUUGCAAUGAUUUGAAUUCAAGUGCUCUUUCAACUAUAUAUAUAUUUAUCAUGUAUACAUAUACAGUAGAGCAUAUUGUACCCUUUUUUGCAUAGUAAUGUGAUCUCCAGUUAAAAUUUUGGCAAAGAAGUUUCAAGUUUCAGUUUAAACUGAAAAAAUAUUUAUGUCAACGGAUGCAGAAAUGAGGCUUUGGACUUUUUGCCUUUUUGCCAUUCUAUGUUGCCAAACUGUAUUCUUUUGAAUCUGUCCAAGUAAUAAAUUACCUGUCAAAAUCAAACUAAA
This is a messenger RNA of Triplophysa dalaica, 2426 nucleotides long. It is a transcript of the gene slc2a2, whose product is annotated as solute carrier family 2 member 2. The transcript is spliced from 11 exons. Gene Ontology annotation, biological process: monosaccharide transmembrane transport. Gene Ontology annotation, cellular component: brush border; membrane. The coding region runs from base 324 to 1835 and encodes 503 amino acids. Lineage: Eukaryota; Metazoa; Chordata; Actinopteri; Cypriniformes; Nemacheilidae. Gene Ontology annotation, molecular function: hexose transmembrane transporter activity. The record is from RefSeq and is a predicted model, not a curated record.